Molecule: messenger RNA, 11169 nt
Organism: Syngnathoides biaculeatus (alligator pipefish)
Lineage: Eukaryota; Metazoa; Chordata; Actinopteri; Syngnathiformes; Syngnathidae
Gene: bcr
Product: BCR activator of RhoGEF and GTPase
Exons: 23
Coding region: 740-4864 (1374 amino acids)
Biological process (GO): protein phosphorylation; positive regulation of GTPase activity; intracellular signal transduction
Cellular component (GO): membrane
Molecular function (GO): guanyl-nucleotide exchange factor activity; GTPase activator activity; protein serine/threonine kinase activity
Source: RefSeq, a predicted model, not a curated record
GUAAGUGGCCCCGCCCACUCCCGCAGCCUCCACUCUCGGAGUUCACUCGGGUGAGAGAUGGGAGCGCGCACAGCAGGUCCAUCACGGCCCAGCGAACGCCGCCAAUCUGCCGGAGAAUUACAACAAUGCCGCGCGCGCUCGGGGUAACAAAAUGGAGCGAGUGACCGAACUUCCCGCUCCCGUCGGAUCGAGGCCUCGUUUUUCGCACGGCUCCGAUGCUGCGUUCGCUUACCUCCCCUGCCUGUGAUCCGUUCUGGGUUCGUUCUGCCGGUACAAAGGAACAACGGCACCUGAGGUUGGAGCCCGGUGUUAGGGCAAGAGUGCGCGGACCGGUCGGUGCCGCUGAAGACGGACCAACCGACAAACACCCCCAGCAAACAGAGAGAUUUAUGUUUUUGGUUUUUUUUUUUUUUCAUUUUUGGUCAUUUUCUUAUUCAUUUCGAGGUGACACUGGACAUAAACGAAGAUUUGUUUAAAUUCCCCUGAAAGUGACCUGGAAUAAUGUAUGAAAAAGACAGGCUCGUCCCCCCCAGCAUGUCGUCUCAUUCUCCUCCAUCCGGUGGUCCUCAGGAACAGCCGCCGCGUUGUCCACAAAAGGAUGUGUUGCCCACCUCGAGUGUCACCAAUUUGCGCUGGUGAGCAGGUCAUCUAAAGGCCUGUUGCAAACACUUUAACCGCAGGUGAGCUGUCGUCGCCCGUUCGGAACGAUUGUGUCGGAUUGGACAGACAAACCGCAAAAAUGGUGGAGCCGGUGGGGUUCAUCGAGGCGUGGAAGGCUCAGUUCCCGGAAUCGGAGCCCCCCAAGAUGGAGCUGAGGUCCGUGGGGGGUAUCGAACACGAGCUGGAGAGAUGCAAAGCGUCCAUCAGGAGGCUGGAGCAGGAAGUGAACAAGGAGCGCUUUCGCAUGAUCUACCUGCAGACCCUCCUGGCCAAGGAGAGGAAGAGCUACGACAAGCAGCGCUGGGGAUUUAGGAAAACGCCUCUCAACGAGGGGGUGGACCCCGCUGCCUCUCAGGGGGCAGAAUCUCAGCAGCCACACAUGCAGGAGACCGGCGGGGUGGGUUGCGGCGGCGGGUACGGCCCUAACCCUAACCCUAUUGUGGACAGAAACCGCUACCAGCCUCAUGGCGACGGAACAGGAAGAUCCAAACCUAGGCCCCCACCGGCAAGGAAGUCAGCCUCCCACGGAGAUGGGCUGGAGUCGGCCUUUGAGCCCCCCCAGCAGACCGAGUCGACAUCUUGCGAUAAUCUCGACGGCCUCUCGCCCUCCAAGCAGCGAGGGGGCGUCUCCGUUUCGCCCCGAAGGCCGGCGCUUCCGCCCCCGGACAAGGAGCUGCCCUGCGACCCGAAGGACAAGCUCGGGAUGGGUCUCGGUGUGGCCGCCCUGAGGUCCAACUUUGAGAGGAUCAAGCGUGCCAACUCUCACACUGUUGGCGAUAAAGGUCAAGAGAAGCAGCAGCAGCCGCCGCUGCCGCUGCCGCCGCCACCUUUCUACACAAACAUGGAGUUCCACCAUGACAGGGGGCUGGUCCGGGUCAACGACCGCGAAGUCUCGGACAAAAUCAGCUCCCUGGGCAGCCAGGCCAUGCAGAUGGAGCGGAAGAGGUCCCUGCACUCGCUUCCUGGUAACCUGGCAACCGUGGCAGGGGAGCUCCGGGCCAGACCGGUGUACAGGGGUCGGUCCACCGAAAGCACCUGUGGCUAUGAUGCGGAAUACGAAGACGGGGAGCCCAAUCAGAGACAUCAGCGAUCCAACGGCGGUAAGCCCCCACCCCCGCCUUGGCAACCGUCCGAUUUCCAGGCCUACUCCAGUGUCUACGUCGGUGGAGUGAUGAUGGGUGAAGGUGGCGGCGGCGACGGAAGAGGCGGCGUCCAAAUGAGAGAGCACGGCGGCGGCGGCGGCGCCGACGACCACCUCCUGACGUGGCCCCGUCGAUCUUACUCCCCGGGGAGCUUCGAGGACGUCGGCGGGGGCGGUGGCUACACGCCGGACUGCAGCUCCAACGAGAACCUGACGUCCAGCGAGGAGGACUUCUCGUCGGGCCAGUCCAGCCACGUCUCGCCCAGCCCCACCACGGCCUUCCGGCGCCCCUUCCGGGAGAAGAGCCGCUCGCCGUCGCAGAACUCCCAGAACUCCCAGCACUCUUUCGACAGCAGCAGCCCCCCGACGCCGCAGUCGCAGAAGCGCCACCACCGCCAGCAGGGGGGCCACGUGGUCAUGUCGGAGGCGACCAUUGUCAGCGUUCGCAAGACGGGUCAGAUCUGGCCGCCUGCCGUGCAUCACGGGAGAACGUCGCAUGAUAACAGUUUCCAUGGAGACCACCUCGAUGGCCACUACACCGGGACUCCGCCGUCUUACGGCUACGACGCCGACCGCGCAGAAGAGCAGCGGAGGCACCACGACAUCCUGCCCUACAUCGACGACUCGCCUUCUUCCUCGCCUCACCUGAGCUCCAAGAGCCGAAGCAGUCGGGACACCCUGUCCUCGGGAUCGCUGGAGUCCUCCAAGUCGACGGAAUGUGACCUGGAAAAAGGUUUGGAAAUGAGGAAGUGGGUCCUGUCUGGGAUUUUGGCCAGCGAAGAAACAUACCUCAGUCACCUGGAGGCACUGCUACUCCCCAUGAAGCCCCUGAAAGCGGCAGCCACCACGUCGCAGCCGGUGCUCUCCGUGUCCCAGAUCGAAACCAUCUUCUUCAAAGUGCCUGAGCUCUACGAGAUCCACAAGGAGUUUUACGAUGGACUCCUGCCCCGUGUCCAGCAAUGGAGUCACCACCAGAGAGUUGGGGAUCUCUUCCAAAAACUGGCCAGCCAGCUGGGAGUUUACAGGGCGUUUGUGGACAACUACGAGCUGGCGGUGGAGACGGCCGAGAAGUGCUGCCAAGCCAACGCGCAGUUUGCCGAAAUCUCAGAGAACCUGAAGGUGAGAAGCCCCAAGGACUGCAAGGAGCCGACAGCCAAGAACUCUCUGGAGGCUUUGCUUUACAAACCGGUAGACAGAGUGACACGCAGCACGCUGGUGCUUCAUGACUUGCUCAAGCACACUCCCAUAAGCCACCCGGACCACCCGCUUCUACAGGACGCGCUGCGCAUCUCCCAGAAUUUCCUGUCCAGCAUCAACGAGGAGUCCACGCCCCGACGCCAGCUGAUGACUGUCAAGAAGGGAGAGAAUCGCCAGCUUCUGAAGGACAGCUUCAUGGUUGAGCUGGUGGAGGGAGCCAGGAAACUGCGACACGUCUUCCUGUUCACCGACCUGCUGCUCUGCGCCAAACUGAAAAAACAAAUUGCGGGUAAAAACCAACAGUAUGACAGCAAGUGGUACAUCCCGUUGAGCGAGCUCACCUUCCAGGGCCCCGAGGAGGCCGAACCCCUCACCGUCCCGCAGGUCCCGGAUGAGGAGCUGGAUGCCAUGAAGGUGAAGAUCUCGCACCUGCGCAGUGAGAUCCAAAGAGAAAAGAGAGCCAAUAAAGGUUCGAAGGUCAUUGACCGCCUCAGGAAGAAGCUGUCCGAGCAGGAGUCGCUGCUGCUUUUGACAUCCCCGAGCAUGCACCUCAGAGUCUACAACAAGAGUGGCAAGAGCUACAGCUUCCUCAUUUCGUCCGACUAUGAACGUGCUGAGUGGAAGGAGCUCAUCAAAGAGCAGCAGAAGAAAUGUUUCAAAGCCGCUUCCUUAACGUCGAUGGAGCUCCAAAUGUUGACCAACUCGUGCGUCAAGCUCCAAACGGUCCAUCACAUCCCACUGAGUAUUAAUAAAGAAGAGGAUGAAGCCCCGGGUCUCUGCGGGUUCCUGAAUGUAAUCGUCCACUCCGCCUCCGGCCUCAAACAGAGCUUGAAUCUCUAUUGCACAUUGGAGGUGGACUCUUUCGGCUUCUUUUCGAAUAAAGCCAAAACGAGAGUGUAUCGGUACACCACUGAACCCAAAUGGAACGAGGAAUUCGAGAUCGAGCUGGAGGGCUCGCAGACCCUGCGGCUGCUCUGCUACGAGAAGUGCUACAACAAGAGCAAGCAGAACAAAGAGGACAGCGAGAGCAUGGACCGCAUCAUGGGGAAAGGACAGAUCCCGCUGGACCCUCAGACUCUCCAAGGAAAAGACUGGCAAAGAACUGUCAUUCCCAUGAACGGGAUUGAGGUCAAACUGUCCAUGAAGUUCACCAGCCGUGAGUUCAGCCUGAAGAGAAUGCCCUCGCGGAAACCCAUGGGCGUGUUCGGAGUCAAGAUCUCCACCGUGACAAAACGAGAGCGUUCCAAGGUGCCCUACAUAGUCCGGCAGUGCCUGGAGGAGAUCGAGAGGAGGGGAAUGGAGGAGGUGGGCAUCUAUCGCGUGUCUGGGGUGGCCACCGACAUCCAGGCCCUCAAGACGGCCUUCGACACCAAUCACAAAGACGUGUCGGUGAUGAUGAGCGAGAUGGACGUCAACGCAAUCGCCGGGACCUUGAAGCUGUACUUCCGAGAGCUUCCGGAGCCGCUCUUCACCGAUGAGCUCUACCCCAAUUUUGCGGGAGGCAUCACGCUGUCUGAUAGCGUCGCCAAAGAGAGCUGCAUGUUGAACUUACUGCUUUCGCUACCGGAGCCCAACUUGGUCACCUUCCUUUUCCUCUUGGACCACCUGAAGAGGGUGGCGGAGAAGGAAAGCGUCAACAAGAUGUCCCUCCACAACCUGGCCACGGUCUUUGGGCCGACUCUGCUGAGGCCCGCCGAAAAGGACAGUAAGAUCCCGACGAACCCCACCCAGCCCAUCAGCAUGGGGGACAGCUGGUCCCUGGAGGUCAUGGCGCAGGUUCAGGUGCUGCUCUACUUCCUCCAGCUGGAGACCAUUCCCACUCCGGACAGUAAACGACAGAGCAUCCUCUUCUCCACGGAGGUAUAGAGACAACUCUUGCUUACCUCAGACACUCGACGGCGACGGCUUGACGGACUGAAAGACCUCAGCUCAAACCGAGCCUUGCUGUAGUACGUUUUUGAAUUGACUUCAUUCCAUGAGGCUCACUAUACCCCGAGAAGGAUUUCCCCCUCCAACCACAAGAGGACGCCAUUGAGCCUGUUUACCAGAGUCUAUCUGUGUGUCCAUACGUUCUGGGGACCCCAAUUAUCUUCCAUCUACAUUCCUUUUUGUUUUGCUUCUACAGGAGAACUAAAUGGCUCUUCCCGCUCUGAGUCGUGCGCGUUUUUUUUUUGUCUUUUGGGCCUGAAUUGUCGGCGAAAAUGAAGCCAACAAAAUGUGUCUGUCCCAUUUCAAAUGUUUCAUCCCAGCACAUUUUUCCCAAAGGGAUGACAGGAUUUUGGACAGCUCAGCAGGACGGUGGAGUUUUUCCGCUCCCUACCAAGACGACCGUCGUCCUACUCUUGCGGACUUAUUAAAAGUAAGAUGUUUAUUCCUAACGGACUACAAUUUCAUUGCCUGCAAGUUUGUUUCCGACCCCAAAGGAGCAUUCCUUCCUUUUGUGUCUGCAGUUAGCUUAAAUAUCCGGGAAGCAAUAUAUUUUCUAUCUUGGGAAUUUGCCCUUCUUGUUACAUCCUUGGACAUCCUGUCAGACGUUGCUGAUGUGUUUUUUGUUGUACAUAAUCUUAAAAGUUUUUCUUUUAACGGUAUAAUCGAAGGUGUUAAAUGUAAUUUAUUCCAGCGUCCUGGAGAGGAGAGUUUUUUUUUUUAUUAUUAUUUCUUUGUGUACUUUAGGCAGUUUGAUCACAGCGGCGGUUAGCAGUUAGCCUUGACUUGAAACCUCGCGGUGAAUAAGCAGGAUUUAGCCUUGUUGUUCUAGAUGCUCCCGUUCUGUGCAGCCUUUUAUUGCUCGUUCCGCAAGGUUGUCAGCGGCAUGCCGACGAUGCCGCUGUGAAGAGAAAAAGGCACAAGCUCUUCUCAUGGUGCCCGAAAAUACGUCCGCAUGACGUCACCGUCUUUGCAUCAUCUCAGCUCCCGGCGGGAGACGUGCACUCGUAAAAUGUUUCAGCAUCACACUUCGCUCAUGUUUUCUUUGGCUCACGGGGCCACCCCUACUAAUGAUCACUUUUAAGUUGCUGCGGUACAUAAAGUAACUUCUUAAGAAUGAAAACACGGCCCCGAGUGAAUGUAUCCAGAACAAGAACAAAACUCUGCUCCAUUAUCACACUGACAGAUCAUUGUAGCUUGUUGUAGGCGUGUGCAGUGGAACCUUUUAGAUGUCGGGCGGAAACCUCGCAACUCCAAAACGACUUAUCAAAAAUAAUGUGUAAAAUCAACAGACAACAUGAGGACCGCUUAGUGUGGAUUUGUAAAAAAAAAAAAAAAAAAAAAAUUGAAAUUAAUCAUAUUUGGACCUACAAGGUUUCCACUCCACAGCAAGGAUGUUAUGCUUUUUUUCCACAAUUUAAAACAUUCCCCAGUUGUUUUAUCUAUAUAUCUAUGACUUUUUUUUAUCCCCCCCAAAAAAAUCAUAAAUUUGAACUGAUUGUGUUUGACCGUGUCAGUUCCACUGUACAAGCCCUAAUGGCUAACAAUAACGUCAACGCUAGCAGGUUUUCGCUAUUACUAUGACGUCCUUCAAAGGCCUGCUUAACAUCUAAACAAGACAUACAGUAUUGAUGCUUUAAAAUCUAUAUUUAAUAUCAAGAGUAUCAAUAGAUUUGCCCCCCCAUUAAAACACAUUUAUUUGCCCUUGUAUUAGCGCUAAAAUGUCACUGUGAUGAGUCCACGAUUAACAUGCGGGCAUGUUAUUUAUUUUGUCGUCCUUUUACUCAAGAAGUUGAUUCACUGCAGAUUAAUUUACUGUCUCUGCGCAUUAUGACUGACGCUGAAGAAAAAUUCUUUGCUUUUAAGAUUUAUGUCUCCUUGUAAGCAGCUCCACGAGUUUAAACGCAAUAUUCGGAAAUUAGCGUCAGCUACAUGCACAACGACACGUGACCAAACCGUGAAAACUGCCGAACGGACUUGCCGUGUAUGUUGCGAUAACUACUGCAACAAAAUCUUCGUGGCACAAUGGUUUGAAUGGCGCACCAUCCAGAACAAAGAUGUCAAACUCAAGGCCCGGGGGCCAGAUCCGGCCCGCCACACGAUUUCAUGUGGCCCGCGAAGGCAAAUCGUCGGUGUCAAAAUCCAUGAUUCUUGUGAAAAUGUGUCUCAACAUUUCAAAUAUUCAUAUAUCAUCAAUGAUAAUGUUGAGAUAUUGUCAGCGUUUUUGUGUUACCAAACAUAAACAAUGGUUGAAAAACCAAUUACGCUUGAUUUCUGAUUCCAAAACUGGUGCAAAUGUGUUUAAAUAUAAUGAGGCGAUUCAGGUUUUCUAUCAUUUCACCAUAACAGCCCUUUGUGGGAAAUGGUAACUACGAUGUACCCCGCGACAAAAAUGAUUUUGACACCCCUGAUCUAGACGUAGCUGUGAGAUGAAUUUCCACAACAGCAGAGGGAGAUGUUGCUCAAUAUGGCAACUCCCUGGGACAGAUGAAAAUUGAUUCAUCAAUAACCACAAUAUUAAUCAGAAUACUGUGUUUAAACAAAUGGGGGUCACAUAAAAUAUAUUCUUACUAAAAUAAAAGACAUUGCGGUAGUUCCCCCUUUUUUAUUUUGUGUAUCAUUUAUUCAUUUUACAUGCAUUUACAUUUUUAUUUCAUCCUCUCAUCUACAAACAAUGUGGCCCAUCUGUCUAUUUUUAAAAAAUAUCAAACAUGCCUCUUGAGUGUUCCAUAUCUUGCAUAUCAUUUGAAUGACUAGUACAUAAUUGUGUUUUGAGCGAGGGGAACUAUGAAUACACAUCUCACAUUUCUGUGCUUCAAAAGUAGAAAUGCAUGGACGUGAACGACUACAACACAGCCCAUCGGAUAAUUUGUCCGGCGUUCCAAGUGGAGGAAAGCACAAUUUCCGUUAAGUGUCCGCCGUUUUUUUUUUACUUCCAUCGUCGUCACGGCGCGUAGGACGCCACCGUUGUUUACGAGCACAUAUUUUUUGGCCUUGUGUAGCGCGCGCACACCGUUUCCACACCCGCACGGGAGGACCCGCGGCGGCGGCGGCCUCCGUCCCGAUUGCCUACACCGCUCUAACCCUGUCGUGCCUCAACGCAGCUUUUUCGUUUCGCCGGACGCUGACAGCGGAAACUCCUGUUGCCUUUUUUUUUUCGGCGAAAACGGCCGCACGUCUCUUUUUAGACAGGACCUUCGGAAAGAAAAUGAAAAAAAUCAAAAAAAAAGAAAAAAAAAACCCUCGGUCUUAGCUCCUUACGACCACCCUCGUUCUCACUCCGAUGCUGUAAAUUGAACUCUUAAGUGUUAACAGUGCGAAGGAGGAUAGUACAAAUCUUGCCUGUGUACCUUACUUUAGCUCCUUUUAUGCCUUUUACUUGUAUUUAUUUAAGCUAUGUUGGAGUCUUGGCAUAGAAAGUCUACUGGGUCUAUUUAUUUGUAAUAUGUUGAAGGAAUAAAUUGAUGUCAAAUUAAUGGCGGCGGGGUGUACUUGAUUGGAGAAAUGUCGGCGCCUGUUUCAAUGAGUGAAGUUUGUCCCACCCGCCUGCCCCCGUUUUCGUUGGCUCAUCACCGUCACUGCUCGUGAUUGCCGUCGGACGACAGACUGGCCGCUGUGAUCGCGCGACGGCAGGAAAUCGUGGCUUUUUCUGUCGGGGUGAACGGGGGGCGCGCCGUUUGUUUGGUGGACCAGGGGUCGCCGACCCCCUUCUUGGCGUGCGGUUUGAUGCACGCAUCCGAAAUGUAGCGGUGCCUUGAGAUAUGACCUCACGCAAAAAUGGUCAAAUCUCAAAUCAUCUUUCCUUAACAAAAUGAAUGGAAGUACCAUUAAUUCGUUCCACUCCACUCUUUAAAAAAAAAUAGUUUUUUUAAAUUCACAACUAGUACUAUGAUAUUACAUAAAAACAUACAAAAAUGACAAUUUUAUUCAAUGUAAGUAAUUAAAGAGUUUUUGUCACAUAUCUGUAUCUAUGAUUGCGUAUAUUAAUAUCACAUACGCGUCAUUCAAUGGACACUGUGGUGCUCCUUCUGGUGUACGCGCUUUGGCAAACCUGGGGAUGGUUUAAUAUAGACUUAAAAAGACAGAAGAAGAAGAAUUUUACAAUUUAUUCAGUCACAUUCAUCCAUCCAUCUUUGCCACUUAUCCUCACAAGGGUCGCGGGGAGUGCUGGAGCCUAUCCCAGCUCUCGAUGGGCAGGCAGCGGGGUACACCCUGAACUGGUUGCCAGCCAAUCGCGGGGCACAUGGAGACAAACACCCACAUUCACAAUCACACCUAGGGGCAAUUUAGAAUCUCCAAUUAAUGCCACCUCAGUAAGAUUCAGUAAUAUUCAUUUUCACAAUAUCAAAACUAUACCAUGAGCGUUGUUAUCAGAAUCAGUUUUACUGGCUGAUAAAUUCGCUGAUUCUGAUUGGCUGUUAUAUUAUGGGCGGCACGGUGGACUCAGCUGGUAAAAGCCUCGGCCUCACAGUUCUGAGGACCCGGGUUCGUUCCCGGCCCCACCUGUGUGGAGUUUGCAUGUUCUCCCUGUGCCUCCGUGGGUUUUCUCCGGGCACUCCGGUUUCCUCUCACAUCCCAAAAACAUGCGACAUUAAUUGGACACUCUAAAUUGCCCCAGGUGUUAUUGUGAGUGCGACUGUUGUCUGUCUCCAUGUGCCCUGCAAUUGGCUGGCAAUCAGUCCAGGGUGUACCUCGCCUCCUGCCCGUUGACAGCUGGGAUAGGCUCCAGCAAUCCCCGCGACUCUCGUGAGGAUAAGCGGCAAAGAAAAUGGAUGGAUGGAUUAUCAGUCUUUAUGUGCUCCUCCGUUUGUGUUCAAAUAUCUAUUUCUUAAAGGCUUAUAAUAGCACAGCACUUGUGCUAAAUGUUAGCACAUCUAUGGCAUUUUUCAUUGGAUUUUUAAGCAUUAAGCUAAACAUCCUUUCCUAAGGCUAAGCUGUGUGGUUGUUUUGAAAUCACACGGCCGCGGUAUGUCACUCGUAUCUCAAGGCACCGAUGUAUCGACUUGGGGUCAAUCUCGCUUGACUCCACAAGAUUUUGGCUGGUCAUCUGCUACAAUACUGACCUUUGAACUAUAGAUAUAUAUUUUCUUUAUUACUACUGUCAUACCCAAAUUUACACCAACGCUAGCGUGAUUUGAAAAAAAAUAAAAACAGCAAAAUGUGACGAAUCACACGAGUAACCAAUUUCUUUAGAACAGAACCAGCAGCUGCUCACGGGCUCUUCGGGCCCACGUCGGCAGGAAGUACUUUGAAUUUAUUGUGGCAUUGUCGGAUCGAUUCAGGCCAGGCUGGAAAAAAAGAAAACGAAAAAAAUAACAAUUCAAAGAUCAAUGAAGUCAUUAUUUUUGUAAUAGUUUUAGUUGUAGUAAUAAUGAAUACAGUAGCAGUAACACUUAUUACAUUAUAUGAUGAUUUGAAAAAUAGGAUUAUAAUAUUUUGGGUAUUUAUUGGUACUGUCAUUUCAUAAUAAUUUUAUUACUUUUGGGAAUAUAAUUAUUGCAUGAGAAUAAAGUCAUAUUAGGAAGAAAAAAAUGUCAAUGUUUUGUGAAUAAACAUUUUAUUUUUACAGGAAAAAAAUUAGAUUCUUUAAAAGUUGCAGAUUUUUAUUCAGUGUGUAAGUUUUUCCACGUUCGUUUGUCAUAUUUUUGUUGUAAUAAUAUUGUUUACAGAAGAAAAGGAAUGGCAGAAACCUAAUGUUAGAGAAUGAAAGAAUUUUUUUAAACAAAAUGUUUGCAAUAUUACACUAAUAUCCGUAAAUCUCAACAUUUCAACUGUUAUUUUUUUUCAUUUAAAAUGUGUUUUUUUCCUUUUAAUUUUACCAGAAAAAGGUCUUACGACUGAAUGUAAUAUUACAUUGUGAAGAAAGAAAAUGAAAAUAUCAUGGGCAUAUCAAAAAAGUUGAGCUCAUUGGGAGAAAAAAUUUUACUUUUAAUUUUGACAAAAUGAUGCCCAAGCGAAUUUCAGACUUGUAGUACAUUUGUUUUAGUUUGAAAUUGACUUUUCAUAACAUUUUGAUAUUCUACCUCAUAAAAUUAUUUUUAGCGAUAUUCCCACUCUUGAACAAAUACAACUUUUUUCUCUUCAAAAAAAAUUGUAUUUUUCGUCAAAUUAAAAUCACACAACUUUUUAAUGGUAGAACAAGUUUGCGAUUAUCUUUUGCUCUUACAAUUUUUUCUCCUAAUAUCACUUUCUUGUAAUCCAAUUUCUGUCCUCCUAAAAGUAUUUCACAUAUUUUUUUCUUUUCU